CACUCCAACAUCGCUCGGAUCGCCUUGAUGAGACAAGUAGGGAGAGAAGAGGCUGGGGGCCAUGCUAGCCCGAAGCUUCCCAUCCAUCUCAAACAGAGCGCUGUAUCAGAACUGCGGAAGCUCCUUAGUGGCGCGCGAGAUGAGAAACAGGUUAAGUUAAAAAGCUUUCUACCCCAUUUUUUCUUUUUUUCCUUGUUAAUUGUGAAGCUGGGUUCCUGCAGAUGCCUGAUCAGGGCAGGCAAUGAAUCGAGUGCAUAAACUUUUCAAUAAUUCCAAUGCAGACAGCAAGCAGCAAGAUUAUAGGAUUUCAGAGCUAGUAACUAGUUAACUACUAUAGAAAUAAGCAUUUGCCUUGGAUAUUUAUAACAGGUCUUGAGUUUGACCAGCAAACGGACACAGUAAGUAACUAACUAGGUAUUUUGACUUUUGGGUCCUGCCACGCCAUCUGUUUCUGUUGUCUCGUAUGUGUCAGAUCUAUCUACGUUAAACUACCCAACUACAACAACAACAACACUCUCCCACCUGCUCCGUUUUGCUUUUUUCUCUACUCUCUUUUGUGACUUAAGACAGCCCGUCCCCGGCCUCAUCUUUUCGUCUACACUUGUCCUCCUCAGGUGGUGUUGUCUUUGGCCUUGCUGCUGUCAGUUGUCGUGCUUCGUGGCUAUCAGCACUCCCAUUCAUUUAUCAUUUAUGUGCCUUCAAUCAUUCAUACUGAUUUUUGACUUCUAUCACACCAGACAGAGCAAGAUGUUCCGCUAGGUGGCUCAAGUAUCUCUAAGUAUCUCUUGCCGCUCUUUUCUGGGCCAGUCAAUUGUUUCUCUGGCCUGUUCGUUCGCUUCUGCUCCCAAUUCAGUUGUAUUUAUACUCAGUUCUAUUUCUGUCCUGCCAUUCUAUCCGGUCGACCUGAUAGAUUCCGCUCGAGGGUCAAGGAAAAAAAAAGGGGACCCCCGCUACUCUCCGGCCCGCCACAGACUUGCAGCCAUUUCAUUCUCAAAUAACAUCUUGGAGGCUACGCUCUAUUUAUUGGUUUACGCCGUCCUACAGCGGUCGAAAAUCCUCUUCGACAACCUGUAUAAAGGCUGUGACCAUUUUGCAGCAGUCCCGAGCUACAAUAUUAGCAACAGCAUAUAGAGAGCUACGACACUCGAUAUCCGGCACAAAGCAGAUUUCAUCCGCCUUAUAUUUCGAAAAUGGAUGGCAUCACCGAGACUAGUGAACUGCUCCCUUCGCCAUGGACGAAUUAUACACAACCACCACCAAUACCGCUGCGAAACCCGUUCCACUAUGCAAGGAGCAGAUCGACUACGAGCAGCCCUCUCUCCUCUUCUCCAGACUCUAGUCCCACAAGCAGAAGCCGGCGGCACCAUUUCUCAACAUCCAUGAGCCGUAUGUGCAGCCGCAGCCGUAGUGGCAGCCCGCUCACAAUGCGCUCUGCAACCUCAUCGCUGCGCCUGUCAUCUCUACUUCUGCGUCGUCGUUUGUCUGCUGUGGAUCUGGCGCUGAGUGAGGAACGUUACCGGUGUUGUGAGGACUCUGUUGAGAAGAUUGGGUUGGGGCUUAUGGAGCCGCGGCCAGUGGAUCCUAUCCCGGUGCCAUUGGCCGUUGGGGAUGUGGAUGCCACCAUUAAUAUGAAUAUGAAUAUGAAUAGUAGCAGUAUGGGGCUGCUGUUUGAGUUCGAGCAGGUCGGUGAUAUACAUCAUCUCGAUUCGUUGCGGAUAGGGAGUAAGCCGCGGUUUGUUAUGGGUGGGAUUUUCGAGGUCAUGGAGGGAUCAGCUUAGAGAAAGAGAGGGUCGCAGCGGAGCUCCCAGUACGCUCAAUCAAUCGACCUCGAACCAUGAGACAAGACGGCACAUGAGUUCUGAAAUUUGAGUCCACCAUGGGUUUCCCAGAGUACGGACUAUUCGUGCGCGAUGCCUCCUCUCCCCUCCUCUCCAGAGUCUAACCUCCAUCCAGGCUUAUAUCCAAAGAAGCAGACAAACGACUCCUUUUUCCAUCUCCACUGUCAUGGCGCCUGCACCUGCCACAAAAUUCCAGAAAGAGCCACGUUAUGAGCGAACUCACUAGGAAGCGUAUUCGUUAUUGCUUAUAUUUUCCAUCUUAUUGGCCCAAUAUUCAUACCGAUUCCCAUCAUUCUCCCCUGCGUCUGACACAGCCUCUUCCCAACCAAGACGAGACCCCUGUGCAAGAGGUAGCAAGUAAGUUAUAUGAGAAGCCAGGGAACGAGAUUGAUGACGCCACGCCGUAUACGUAUAUAACACCAACGGCCUUUUGUUUUCAUGUUUUGUCUCUCCGAUAUAGUUGUUUCUUUUUUUUUUCCCUUUCUAUGUUAACAAUGUAUGAGGUUAACAGGUAUGUGUUAUCGCAGCUUCUGAUUUUACCGUUUAUUUAUUUAUUUAUUUUUUGUGUUUCUUUUCUCCCACACUCUAUAUCCGAUAACCUUGUUUUUCUUCGCCUAUCUUAUGCGAAUUAUUGAGGUGUGCGUUUUUUUGAUUAUUGAUGGGAUGUUUGUGUGGAUGGCUGGAAAGUUAUUUCAUUUCCAAUAGAUAGUUUUUGUUAUACCUCUGUAUUUAUACUUAUAUUUAUUUUUAAUAGAGUAGAUGAGACAAGAAAGUGGAUGGUUUUUACUUCUUUUACAAAUAUGCAUGAACGUCAUCUGGAAUUGCUAUGCUAUGUUUUAUAUAUGGAAUAGUCGUCCAACCCCUAAACUAUCAGUAAAGACAGGUGGUGAUUGAGCUCUUUUGCUCAGUGUUCUACAGUCAAGGCUAUACAAAUUUAAACUGAAUUAAGUUCAAUUUUUUUUAUUUUUUAAAAAAAAAAAAAUGUCAAAUCUCUCAUUGUG
Messenger RNA from Blastomyces dermatitidis ER-3, 2839 nucleotides. RefSeq lists its product as uncharacterized. The transcript has a single exon. The record is from RefSeq and is a predicted model, not a curated record. Bases 1191 to 1778 code for a protein of 195 amino acids. NCBI's taxonomy places the organism in Eukaryota, Fungi, Ascomycota, Eurotiomycetes, Onygenales, Ajellomycetaceae.